AUGAUUCUCGAAUGGAGCGCCAAAGUGAACCGUCACCAGUCUCAGCUGGGAGUUCAGAAUGAAUACAUCUACAGGAGGUCGCCGCAAGUCAACUUUCGCGGCGGAGCUUGCAGUACCUAUCAUAUUGUCCAGAAUGCCGAACUUCAAGCCUCGUCUCGCGCGGCGACAGAGGUUUCAUCCGUUUCCAGAGUACAUGAGGGGGCCACCAAUGUCAACCCAGAUGAUCGUGGUCCUCGUAUCGAAUAUGACCCUCUCACUGACGAAGCCGUUGACGAACCCAUACAACUCGCAGAUUCGGAAGUCCACAAUACUGAGCUUGGCAGUCUUCUUGGUCUUCACGAGGGCACGGAACCCGAGUUUGACGCGGUGUCCGAACAAACUACUAGCAGCUGCUUAUCGGGAUCUUCUGCUAUUCUUCUCUGUAUCUGCAGUCUUCUCCAGAUUCAAGUGGACAAAACUCAGGUCCAUGACAAUGCAGGCCGUGUAAGCAAACAAACUAUUGUUAAAUGCAAGCUCCAGAUGGAUUUGCGGUUCCUUCGACACUGGUUUGCAAUUCUGUCGCCUUGGUUGACCGUGGUGGCAUUGCUUUUUAUGUAA
Molecule: messenger RNA, 597 nt
Organism: Penicillium riverlandense
Lineage: Eukaryota; Fungi; Ascomycota; Eurotiomycetes; Eurotiales; Aspergillaceae
Exons: 1
Coding region: 1-597 (198 amino acids)
Source: RefSeq, a predicted model, not a curated record